AUGGCGCAGCCUACAGAUGACUUGAUAUCUCAGGUGUGCGCGAUCACCGCGUUAGACGAGGAGAGUGCAAAGGUGCUACUAAAGAAAAACAACAACGAUGCCAACAAUGCGAUUAAUGCUUGGCUGGAGAACCCCGAGAGAUCGAUCAUACCAGAGCCGGUAAGCCAGUCGCCAGCUGCGUCAGGUGUUGAGGACUGGUUGUCUAAGGGUGCGUACGCAGGCUCCCUCCAAUCACUGGCAGGAUCAAGACAAUAUCCCAUGUAA
Molecule: messenger RNA, 264 nt
Organism: Cladophialophora carrionii CBS 160.54
Lineage: Eukaryota; Fungi; Ascomycota; Eurotiomycetes; Chaetothyriales; Herpotrichiellaceae
Exons: 2
Coding region: 1-264 (87 amino acids)
Molecular function (GO): protein binding
Source: RefSeq, a predicted model, not a curated record